Molecule: messenger RNA, 1577 nt
Organism: Hyalella azteca
Lineage: Eukaryota; Metazoa; Arthropoda; Malacostraca; Amphipoda; Hyalellidae
Exons: 8
Coding region: 88-924 (278 amino acids)
Source: RefSeq, a predicted model, not a curated record
AGCUCUUCAGUCUCUAUUGAGUCGCCACUGAGAGGGAGUGUGUGUGUCUGUGCUCUGCUCCUGCAAUAUCUUCUUGUAGUCGCAAUCAUGGGAGAGGUCUUGGAGUACGAGACUGGCGAUGAGAAGUCGUACAAAUUCCUUCCCUUGUUUGGCAACACCUUGAGGUUCUCGGUGAAGGCAGCGCACGACUGCCACUUGGCCUUCACUCGAGGCACCGCGGAGAGCGAGCCCAUGUUCGAGGUCUUCAUCGGGGCCUGGUCGGGAGAGGCUUCCGCCAUCCGCUUCAAUAAAGGAGAAGAUUUGGCUAAAGUCGACACUCCCGAGAUUUUGAACGAUGGCAUCAUCAGUGCGUCGGAGUUCCGCGAGUUCUGGGUGGCGACGGACCACGAUGAAGUCCGCGUCGGUCGUGGCGGCGAGUACGAGCCCUUCAUGUCCGCGGUCCUGCCCGAACCCGUGGCCACGUCGCACUUCGGCUUCUCCACGGGCCAUGGAGCAACGGGCGACUUUAUAUUUUUCCACGAACGUGCGGCAGCUACGGAGAACAAGUUGCAGUACAACUUCGAGCCGCUCUACGGCGACACCUUCACCUUCAGUGUGGCGUGCGACCACGACGCUCAUCUAGGCUUCACCACCGCCCCUGCCGAGACGCCGCUCAUGUACGAGGUCUUCAUCGGGGGCUGGGAGAACCAGCACAGCGCCAUCAGGAAGAGCAAAGAGACAACGGUGGUGAAAGUUGAGACUCCGGAUGAGUGUUGUGGAGAGAAAACCUACUGGGUGAACCUGCGAGGUGGGCAUGUGAGAGUGGGGCGGGCUGGCGAGUCAGAGCCGUUCAUGGAGUGGCAGGACCCAGAACCCUUUAAGGUGACUCACGUGGGCUACUGUACCGGCUGGGGAGCCUGUGGCCAGUGGAAGUUGAACGUUUGAAUGUUUUCAAUAUUCACACUUUCUUCCGAGUAAAAUAAUUGUUGCAGCAAAAGCAUCACCAACAGCACUACAGUAAAAACGGCUCCAAAGCUGGCUGCAGUACUCGACUCAGCGGCUGAAAGGACGUUAUCAAUACUACAAUUUAGAAAAAUAAAUUAUACUCUAGCAAAUUGAAUAAUAUCACACAGAAAAUCACGAAUUUCUCGUUGUUACUUAAUGUUUAGUUGUAGAUUAGUGCAUAAUGAAUCUUGCCUUAAAGUUCGUUAGUAAAUUUUUCGUUGUCAAUUAGGUUAAUGAUUAGUAAACACCUCAUUUAUUACCAAAUACUAAUUUCUAACUAAGUUGUCUUACAAACAUUUUGGUAUUGACAGCGAUAACGAAUUUUGUAACACCUUGUCAUGUCAAUGUCUCUUCAGGUAUAAUCGCCUUUCCAACGUUAGCGUUUUUUCAACUGUAACACAUUUUACAUUGUAGCUCCUUUUCAUUAAUACUUUUAUACGAUCAAAAUACCCUCUCAUAGUUAAUGUAUCUUAUGAUGCUAACGACAUUUACAAUAUCUGAUGGAAGCUAUCAAUCACCUAUCUUUUCAGAAGAGUUCAUUAUGCCGCCCUGUUGAUGGGUGGGGGGGAAGGGGAGUCCCAUAUUAAAAUUUA